AACUUUAAAUAAAAAAAAAAAGAAAAAAUAAUGAUCAAUAAAUCAAUAUACAAACAAGUGAGUAGACCCUCACAUGACAUUAUUAUUAUUUUUUUCUCUAUGCCCCUUUGUUUCAUCCGUCUCCCAUUUGCCUUUAUAAAUAAUUCCAAGAAACCUCAAUCCUUCUCCCUGAUCUCUUCUUCUUUUUCAUUUUACUCUUCAAUCUUCUUCUCCUCCAAAUCUUUUCUUAUUUUCUUCUUUAAAUUAUUUUAUUUUUCUCUUCAAGUUUCAUCGGAUCGCAUGGAAAGGAAAUCGAAGAUGGCACAUGACAACCUGAAAUGGAAAAAUGGUUUUGCAUUUGAGACAUGGCGGCCAAAUUAGGGAUUGCAAGAGAGAAAAUGAAGAUGGCUUUGAGGCAAUGUUUGGCCUCUAGGCAAGUCUAAUGCUUGGCUUAUCCUCCUAUUUUUUUUCGCCUUUUUUCUUUUUCUUGUAUGGUUUCUGGGAAUUUGGAGGAUACUGGAACAUAUAUAGAAUCUUCAUGGGCUACUUUAUGUAAGAUUCUGUGAGGGUUUCUCUUCUUUGACUAGAUCACACAUGCAUAUGUAUCAUUCUGAGGAAGCAAACAGAAAAUUGCUUCUUCUUUUUCCUUUUUCUUUUAAGUGCUUGUAUGCUUCCACACUGAAGAGUUAAAUUAAAACCAUUAAUAUUUU
Rubroshorea leprosula is the source of this 689-nucleotide messenger RNA. Lineage: Eukaryota; Viridiplantae; Streptophyta; Magnoliopsida; Malvales; Dipterocarpaceae. The record is from the annotation of a GenBank genome assembly.